AUGAAGAGGAGGAGAAUCGAGAUGAAAAAGAUCGACAACAGGGCUGCAAGACAGGUGACUUUCUGUAAGAGGAGGGGACUGUUUAAGAAGGCUAUGGAGCUCUCAACUCUCUGCGAUGCUGAAAUUGCUCUCAUUGUCUUCUCUUCUACUGGAAAGCUCUUUGACUACGCCAGCUCAAGUAUGCAGCAGGUGAUUGAAAGACAUAAUUUGCAUUCAAAGAAUCUCAGCAAAAUGGACAAACCAUCUAUGGAGCUGCAGCGUGCCAAUAGUACCAACACUUUGUUGAGCGAUGAAAUCGUGGGGAAGGCUCAUGAACUAAGGCAGAUGAAGGGAGAAGAGCUCCAAGGAUUGAAUAUAGAGGAACUACAGAAACUAGAGCAACUUCUCAAAGUAGGCUUGAGCCGCGUUUCAAAUACCAAAGUUCAGGUUGCUCAAGAAUUUGGACAGAAGCGUCCGUUCGCAGGGGCGUUCAGACGGCCAUCCGAACGUGCAGUUCUGGAAGGCUAG
This is a messenger RNA of Corylus avellana, 507 nucleotides long. Lineage: Eukaryota; Viridiplantae; Streptophyta; Magnoliopsida; Fagales; Betulaceae. The record is from RefSeq and is a predicted model, not a curated record.